This is a messenger RNA of Durusdinium trenchii, 1149 nucleotides long. NCBI's taxonomy places the organism in Eukaryota, Dinophyceae, Suessiales, Symbiodiniaceae. The record is from the annotation of a GenBank genome assembly.
AUGGCGUUCCUGUUCCUGAUUGUGGCCUUCUCUACCGCCAUUACGGCAUUCCAUCACUCGCUCUAUGAAUUCGCCAGUGUGGACAAGGGCAUGGAGACCUUGCUCGAAAUCACCUUAGGUAUGUACAACACGGAAAACUACAAGGCUAUGCUCCACGAAUCCGUUUGGGUGGAGAUUGCCGUAAUCAUUUUCGUGAUCUUGGUCUUUGUAGUGCUCCUGAACCUCCUGGUGGCCCAGUUGAAUAUGGCCUACAAGCUGGCGCAUGCAGACAUGCAAGGCUAUGCACGACUCACUCGAGCCAGCAUCAUUGUCACCACCGUUGAGCAAGUCUCGCGUAAGCGAUGGAGAAGGUUCCUCCAGAGCUUGAAGUUCGACCAGCGGCUUGAGUUCAAUGAGGGUGACAUUGGCGUUGCAGGGGGUAUUCAAGUCUAUGAACCUUCAAAUCUCAAUCCCACCACGGUGGAUUCGGUCAGGCGCUUUGGUGGCUCAACUGCUCCUGGCAUGCCCUGGCCACAGGACCAAAUCACGGCGUGCCAUGUCAUGACCACACAGAGGGCCGUCUUCUAUGUUGUGCUCACAACGGCGAUGCUGUAUCACUGCUUAGCCGCCUCUGGUGGUGGCGUUUUGAAUGUGUGGGUCAUGAAUGUGCCCAGGUUAUAUUCACAGCGCUUCGCGCUCGAAGCCACCCGCACGGAGAGUGUGCGUUUGUCUGUCUCGGUCUGUCUGUCUCAGUCUGUUUGUCUCGGUCUGUCUAAUUUGUAUCCAUUGGAAAAGGACAUCAAAAACACACGUUCUAGAGCCAAUAAUGGCCGCCCUCCCCCAAGCCAAAGAUCUUCCAGUCUACCCGAGCCGACACAACGCGCCAGCACCUUCGGUGCGGGCGGAUUUUCACCAGCUUCUGUUGUGGUAGUGCUUCCAGUGUGCUUCGUGUUUUCCGUCGACCUUUUGAGUAGUGUGCUUGAGUUGGCAGGAUCCUUUAGCAGACGAUCAGAGCGACGACCGGCUCGAAAAGCUGGCCCCUUGUCGCGACAGCUGUUUCAUGAGGUGUGCCUUCAGACAGCCACCGCGAGCAAUGGGCAACGGGGGAGUCAUGCAUUCUCUUUGCUUCACCUCGGGCACAGGGCAACCCCUACCCACCGAAGCCAAUAG